Messenger RNA from Eurytemora carolleeae, 1103 nucleotides. Its product is annotated as polypyrimidine tract-binding protein 2. Gene Ontology annotation, cellular component: nucleus. Bases 29 to 946 code for a protein of 305 amino acids. Lineage: Eukaryota; Metazoa; Arthropoda; Copepoda; Calanoida; Temoridae. Gene Ontology annotation, molecular function: mRNA binding. The record is from RefSeq and is a predicted model, not a curated record. Gene Ontology annotation, biological process: regulation of RNA splicing. The transcript is spliced from 6 exons.
UUAUAUCUUCCUAUUUUAGAACUUUAAAAUGAAUUAUCAUCCAGGGUUUGAAAUGGGCUUCAAUCCACACUUCCCACCAUAUCCUGUAUAUCAUAGUAAUCUUAAACGACCGUUUGAUACAGUUCAGAAUCCCUAUGAAGACACAAAUUGGAAACGAAGAAGGGAAGAACCUGACCUUGAAAAUGAAGAGGAUGAAGGAUUAACAUUUACCAUAGAUCAUCAGUUUACAUACUGGAAUCUACCAGUUAAAGCCAGAGUUCUCCUCGUUUCUAAUUUACCUGAGGAAUUGAAUACCCCGGAGAGAAUAUUCAGCUUGUUCUCUCUGUACGGAGAUGUGGACAGGGUCAAGGUUAUCCGGCGGAAGGUUGCAUGCGCCCUGGUGGAGUUCAAUACGGCAACAUUUGCCGCUAUCGCCCGGGACUACCUGGACAAUUAUAUUUUCAAAGGGCAGAAGAUUGUUGUUUCGUUUAGCAGGUUUGACCGGAUAAAACUACCGGAGGAGGCCGGGUUCAGGAACGAGGGGCAAACCAUGGAUUUCUCUGGACCUGAUUACCAAUCAUAUCGGAGAUUCUGCACUGAAGAACUUAAAAAGAGAAACCAGAAGAAAAUUACAAAACCAACCAAUUUAAUUUAUAUUGGAGGAUUAGAGGCCAACAUGUCUCCCAACAGUAUCAUGGAGAAGUUAGUCCUGGACAACCAGGUGCUGGCUACCGACUGCCUGGGGUUCGAGAUGAAAACCAACAAGAGGAAUACUCCGGGCAAAUCUAAGAAGAUGGUCGCCUACGUCCAGUUUGAGACCGUGGACGAUGCUAUGGUGGUGCUCGCCUACUGGGGAAUCAAGGAGGGGUUGAGGAUAUCCUUUACAAAAGAGAGUAUAGAGGAAUUAAAAAGAACUUUUAAAGAGAAACAUAUAAAAACUGUGUCGGGAAACGAAACUUUUUUUUAAAUAAUCUUAAUAUUUUUAAAAUUUUUAUUCUUGGGUUGUUUAUUUGUAGAUGCGACAAAUUAUGUUGUAAAAACUGUUGAUGGAGGUUUCGAAAAAUAUUUGGUUUAAACCCAAAAGAAAUUCGCAAAAAUCGUGCAAAUCUUCUCUUGUUUCAGAA